AUGGAUGAAUCACCUCUGGUGGAUCAGACUUUAUACAGGUCAAUGAUAGGCAGUCUACUGUAUUUGAUGGCAUCGAGACCAGAUAUCUUGCAAUCAGUUUGUUUAGUGGCCAGGUUUCAGGCAAAUCCCAAGGAGACACACUUGUUGCCACUGAAACGGAUUUUUAGGUACUUGAAAGGUACAAUGGAUUAUGGGUUAUGGUACCCAAGGACAGACCACUUCACAUUUACUGCAUUUUCAGAUGCAGAUUGGGCCGACAGUAUUGAUGACAGAAAAAGCACUAGUGGUAGUGCUUUCUAUUUGGGGAAAAGCUUGGUGGUAUGGCAUAGUAAGAAAUAA
This is a messenger RNA of Telopea speciosissima, 339 nucleotides long. RefSeq names its product secreted RxLR effector protein 161-like. Bases 1 to 339 code for a protein of 112 amino acids. Lineage: Eukaryota; Viridiplantae; Streptophyta; Magnoliopsida; Proteales; Proteaceae. The transcript has a single exon. The record is from RefSeq and is a predicted model, not a curated record.